This is a messenger RNA of Chironomus riparius, 2783 nucleotides long. Lineage: Eukaryota; Metazoa; Arthropoda; Insecta; Diptera; Chironomidae. The record is from the annotation of a GenBank genome assembly.
AUCGCAUAUUUGUAAUGUCUCCUGAAAAUAUUAUCCACUAUAUACACAUUAUCCAUUCACAUGGCACACACACUUACUCAGUUAGCAGGCAAUUAUUACAAGACCAUCCCAUAUUCUAUUCAAUGAUUUGGUUCAUUCGUGUGUCAUGUGUAAGGAAAAUUCAGCUUUUUUCCCUACUGUGCUUCGCUCAACUCAAUUUUCCUGUCUUCAUAAAAAAAAGUACACACAUUCCUUUCCGAGGAUGAUCUUGUUGUGUCAUUGUUGGCAGUCAUUCGAAGCGGAUAUCCAGUUUUUUCAAAACAACGGCCAAGGUCUUUUACAUAUAGUGCUAUUGCCUUAUUUCCGAGAAAAAAUAUACAAAUUUUUUUCCUGUUUUCUUGACUUUAACAUAUGAAAGUGAAAAAUGGCAACGGGAAUCACGGUCUUCUUAAGACACAAAUUGUUGCAAAAUUGAUUAUUUUUAUUUCAUUCUCUUUCGUUUCUCAUCCUUAAAGUGAAAUAAGACCCGCGCGGCAUACAGUUUAGUAACAAAAAAAUAAAACGAGUUUAAAUUUAUUUGAGUGAAAAUUUCGGUCAAUCUUGGAAAGUGAUAAUAACCUAAAAAAUAUAUAAAACAUGACCUAUAGUAAUGUGAUUAUAAUGAAAUUCAUGAAGUGAUUGAUUUAUUAGUGUACAUGCUAUAAUAGUUGGAAGGAUUUUAUAAACGAAAAUAGUUCAAAAUAUUCAGAAUAGUUUUUAAAUUGCAGUUUCUGACACAAAAAAGGAAAUAUUCUAUAUACUUUAUAUUUUUUGAUUGUGUAAAUUAGAAAAUCUAAUAUGUAUGAAAGCUCGUGUUCAUAUCAAUCUGCUUUGGACUUAAAGAGAACAGCAGUGUCACCGUCAAGUUCAAUUAUAAAAACCGAAGAUUUUGGGUUUGGUCAAUGUGCAACAGAUUGGUCAUCAUAUCGCUUUCAUCAAUCAACAUUUGAGCAAUUGAAGCAGAGUGUUGAGAAAGCGAAAGCAGCACUGCAAGAUCGAAGUUUCUUGGGCACGAGUAGCGCAUUUAGCGACUUGUAUUCAUCUCAACGAAUUAAUGACCACAAUGAAAAUGUUUCUACUUCACCAUUAAGUAAUAAUGUCAUUCACAAUGGAAACAACAGUAAUAACAAUAAUAAUAACAACAACAAUAAUAGCACAAACUCUUUAAACUCAAACACCAUCAAUACAUCGCCAAAUGGCACAAAUAGUGUGUCUCAAGCAAAUCACAAUCACUCUCAAAAUGAUGGACUGACAACACAUAGACUUAAUGCUACAUCACACAUUACUGGACAACCAUUGAGCAAUGAUUCAUCAAAUAUAGGUACAUCAAAUAAAAAUAGACAUCAAAUUUCAGUUGUGAGUGAUAAGGCAUUAAUUUCUCAAAAUACAUCACAAAGUGACAACACAAAGUCUUCAAAAUUCCUCCCAGAAUCAUCAUACAAAACAUCAUGGACGACUCACACAUCGCAGGCACAAGCAGGAUAUACUGCAAACGCCUUGACGACUGUGAGCGUCGGAAAGACUUCAUUAGAUUCACAUUCACACUUCAGACAACCUGAUCCAUAUCAAAUGUUUGGAGCGACUAGCAGUAGACUAGCAAGUUCAGGUUCAGGACAAAUUCAAUUGUGGCAAUUUCUACUAGAACUACUUAGUGAUUCAGCAAAUUCAGGCUGCAUAACUUGGGAGGGGACGAAUGGUGAAUUUAAGUUGUCUGAUCCUGAUGAAGUCGCUAGAAGAUGGGGCGAAAGGAAGUCUAAACCUAAUAUGAAUUAUGAUAAGCUGAGUCGAGCAUUAAGAUAUUAUUACGAUAAGAACAUAAUGACCAAAGUACAUGGAAAACGUUAUGCGUACAAAUUCGAUUUUGCGGGACUUGCAGCGGCAACACAACCACAAGCAACAGAUGCCUCAUAUAAGUAUCAAAGUGAUUUCCUUAUGUCGCCAUAUCAUGGAGCAAAACUCAGUUCCUUCAUGUCUCCGCAUCACAGUAUGACAUCAUCAUCUGCAUCGAUUUUUCCAUCGUCGCUGGGUUACAGCAAUUGGGGAAGUCCUACAAAUUUAUAUCCGCCACACUCGAUGAGUAACCUCCAUACAUCAUCUCAUGUGACUCCGCAUCUCAGCUCAUAUUCACAUCACUACGCAUGACAAUCACAUACGAAUCCUGCAAAUCAUCAGGUAGAAAAUUUUGAACUCUACAAAAAGCUCUCGCCGUAUGAAUAAUAUACGGGAAUGUAAAAAUUUGUAUGGAAAAGUUGAUAAAAAAUUUAUUUAUUUAUUUUUAUUUUUUAAAUUGAAAAUCAUCAUGGAAAAUUAGGCGUUUCCAAUAUAAAUAUGAACUACACUUAUAGAUAUAUACUCAAUACAGAUAAAAGGAUGAGUUAUGAACGAAAUAAUAAAAGCAAUUUUUUUGUUGAAGGAUUUUUUGUUUAAAUUUAAAAUCUGAAAAUGAGGAAAAAGAUUUUUGUAAAUAUGAGAAGAAUUAAUGGAAAGUCACCUAGUUGAUUGAACACAAUUUUCAGUUUAAAGGCGUUGUUUCCAAUUUAAAAUAGUCAAGGGAUGGACAUCUUUGGAGUGAAAUUUUGUUGAUUUUGGAGAAUGAAGUUGAAAAAAAAAUUGCAAAAAUUCUUGCAAAAAAUUAAAAGAUUAAUUCAAAAAUUGUGAAAAUUUUUGCAAUAUUUUAAAAAUUCUUACAAAAUUCAAAAUCCAUCUUAAAAGUGUCCAACUCUUGAUUCCACCUAUAUUAAUGACAAAAAAAAAGUCCCCAAAAU